This is a messenger RNA of Aedes aegypti (yellow fever mosquito), 2479 nucleotides long. Its product is annotated as scavenger receptor class B member 1. The record is from RefSeq and is a predicted model, not a curated record. The transcript is spliced from 7 exons. Bases 645 to 1982 code for a protein of 445 amino acids. Gene Ontology annotation, molecular function: scavenger receptor activity. Lineage: Eukaryota; Metazoa; Arthropoda; Insecta; Diptera; Culicidae. Gene Ontology annotation, cellular component: cytoplasm; membrane.
CAGAACGCUCUUUCAACGAUGAAGUUCAAUAUAAAAGUUUCAUUUGGUCUUAGACUGACAAGCUAUAGUGCAUGAGUGACACAUAGAAGGAAGUGUUUGGCCAAACAAGAAACUAGAUGAUCCAAUAGUGUGUAGUGCAGUGUAAAUAAGUGCAAAGGUUUCAUAGUUUGAGCUUGCUUCGAACCUUACCGAUGUCUUCUGCACACUUAUAAACCUUUGAAUAUUUGGUCAUUAAUUGUAGAGUAACGAAUUUAUUAUGCAUAUAUUUGUUGGUGUGUAGAAAAAAUAUGUAGAGUAUAUAUUCUAGCUUUUGUUUAUGUUGUAAAGAACAUUCCAGGCAUAUUGAAUGUGUAUGAUUUACUGAAUAUGUGCAAGUGCAAGUCUGUGAAUAUGUUAAAAUUUACAAAACAAAACUUCAGAGUGCAUAGUGAAAAACAAAAUUUAUAAGGUUCAUAAUAUAUUCAUUACUCUAUAGCAAAUCGGUUUGAAUACACAGCCAUGCAUUGACUCUAGGAUGUGGCUAUUAUGCCGAACAUGAUUGUUUGCUCUUAUCUCUAGUUUAUAAGAUUGUAAGAAUCAAGACUGAUAGUACUCAUUCAAACGAAGCAGCAUCGAGUAAAUAAGUUCAAUGUUGCGCCAAUGACAUGAAUAUAAUGGAUGCAAAACUGUGUGAGAAGAAAAAAAAACGUCACAUCAAAUUAUGUGACCUAAUAGCAAUAUCGUCAAUUUCCUGCCUGGCUGUUAUUUUUUUCACUGUUGGAUUUUUCAUACAACGAUAUGAUUUGACUAAACUGAUCCUAGAUGACCGAUUGGAAAUGCGUCAAUUCACGCCCCAUUUCAAGUGGUGGCAAAAUACUUCUGACGUUUUGGUAACUUGCAAGGUGUAUGUGUUUUCAGUGACCAAUGCUGAAAGAUGGAUGAACAAUUUAGAUGAGCAAUUACAUUUCGAAGAGAUAGGACCCAUCGUGUAUAGAGAAACACUCGACCAUCAUAAUGUCGUUUUUCAUCCAGAAAAUUCUACCAUAUCCUACAACUCCAGAAGGCAGCUUCAUUUUAUGUCUGAACUUAAUGAAAGUGGAAUACUCAACAAAACCAUUAUUAUUCCAAAUACCGCUGUAUUGGCAAUGGCAGCGAAACUGCAAAACUCGAACUCUCUCGUCAAGUGGGGUUAUAGAGCGAUUUUAUCAAGCUCCGGUGAUAAAGUUUUCGUGAACACGACCAUUUUCAACUACCUUUGGAAUCAGACAAGUCCGAUUAUCAAGUCUGCCAGAAAAAUUGUUCCAUUUAUGGUUCCCCUAGAAAAUAUUGGUGCUUUGAGUGUGAUGUACAGCGACUAUAAUGACAGGGUGAAUGUGCGGCAUGGGGUACAACACGGAGAUAAUCAAUUCUUCAUGAUCAAUUCGUAUAGAAAUCGCCCAACAGUCCCAGGAUAUAUUCCUGAAAAUGGUGAUUGUUUUGCUUCGAUCGUGAAUUCUUCAGAAGGAGCCCUUUAUCAACAGAACUUGGAUGAAAACUCGGUGAUUAUAUAUUGGAGAAGAACACUUUGCAGAGCAGUUCCUUUGUACUUUGAGAGGAAAGUGCAGCGUGGACCAAUACUUGGCUACGAAUAUGUUCUUCCUGACAGUUCAUAUGAUCGAUUAACUAAUGUUUCCGAAGACUGUUACAAAGGCCAGAACGAUUUCCUGGAAAAUGGCAUGACUGAUAUGUCGAAGUGUUAUAAUGGUUUUCCUAUAGCAGCGACCAGCCCACAUUAUUAUGCAAGGAACUUUACGAUGGCAAACAAAAUAUCUGGCAUGCAACCGAACCGUGAGAAGCACUAUAGUUACACAAUUGCAGAACCAACACUCGGUAUACCGAUUGAUCAACGAGCCCGAACUCAGAGCAACUUAGUUAUUCCAUCCUUGACAGGAUUUUCAAAUGACAUCCAGAAAUUCAGCAACAUGAUUCUACCGAUGUUCUGGAUAGAAUACAUUGACAAUUAGACCCAGAAUCAAACCGGGUCGCCAUUUUGUAAGUUUUUCGCAGUACCGGUAAAUGAUCAAUAAUUUUGAAACGAGUGAUAACAGUGAUUAACGAGUAAUUAACAUCACAAAAUGGCUAGCAAAAUGGUAAGGACGAUAAUUUGAAUUCAUCUCCACUGAAAUCCUUGAUCAACAGAUUACCUUAUUUUCCAGAAAUCUUUUUUUUCCGAAGACGACUACAACUCUCCCAAUCAUCAGUAUGCCGAACCGCACCGGGAACUCACAUCAUCCGGUACAAGAAAUUAAGAACUUCACAAAGCUGCACUAUCACCCGUUCUGAGGCCUUGAUCUUCAGCCGAUUCAGCCAAGAUGCUGGGAAUAAAUCCUGCUGAUGCAAGUUCGAACGCAAUGAUGGGAAAUUGAUUUGAUAUAUAUUGUAAUUAUUUUACAGUAUGUGUUGUGAAUAAAUAAAUAUACAGUUUAAUCCAUGAUUAGCUCAGAAGUGAGCUGGUAAUUAA